Messenger RNA from Clavispora lusitaniae ATCC 42720, 1509 nucleotides. It is a transcript of the gene LAP41, whose product is annotated as metalloaminopeptidase. Lineage: Eukaryota; Fungi; Ascomycota; Pichiomycetes; Serinales; Metschnikowiaceae. Gene Ontology annotation, cellular component: fungal-type vacuole. Gene Ontology annotation, biological process: proteolysis. Gene Ontology annotation, molecular function: metalloaminopeptidase activity; zinc ion binding. The record is from RefSeq and is a predicted model, not a curated record.
AUGUCGCUCCCACAGAUUGAGCAGCAGCUCCGCGAGCUUCUCAAAGACCGCAAUGUCGCAGAGUUGGAGGCGCUUUUGAAAACGUCUGCUCUGCAAAACCAAACCCACCACUAUGACCAGGGAUAUUUUGACGCCCAUGCUCUGGCCUAUAUUGACUUCACAUACGAAAACCCCACCAUCUACCACGUGGUGCAGCACUUUGCUGCGCAAUUGCGUGAUGCCGGCUUCGUCUAUCUUGCCGAGAAGGACUCCUGGAGCAGCAUCAAGCCAGGGAAAUACUACACCAUCCGCAAUGGCGCUGCGUUGGUGGCGUUUGUUGUCGGUUCGGAAUGGACCCCGCUGAAGGGUGUUGGUGCCAUUGGUGCACACAUUGAUGCUUUGACCGUGCUGUUGAAGCCCAAUUCCACCAAGCCACCAGUUGAGGGCUACGAGCUUCUUGGCGUGGCUCCGUACGCUGGCACCUUGGGCGCGCCAUGGUGGGACCGUGACUUGGGCGUGGGCGGCCGUGUGUGGGUCCGCAAGGACUCAAAGGUUUCCCUGCGUCUUGUGGACUCGACGCCGCAUCCGGUGGCAAAGAUCCCCACUUUGGCGCCCCACUUUGGCGCUCCAGCGGUCGGUCCUUUCAACCUUGAGACACAGGCUGUACCUGUCGUAGGCUAUGUGGGCGACGAGCCGGAACCAGAACCUACGUCUGCAGAAAAGGCUUCUCCUUUGUACGGCAAACAUCCGUUGCGUUUAUUGCGCUAUGUGGCCAAGCUUGCUGGCGUCGAGGUUGCUGAUAUUGUGCAAUGGGACCUCCAGUUGUAUGACGUUCAAAAAGGUGUGCGUGGUGGUUUGCAGAGCGAGUUUGUGUUUGCUCCCCGUGUGGACGACCGUGUGUGUUCUUACGCGGCCAUCAACGCGCUCCUUGAGGCAGACGCAAGGGGAAAGCUUGCCGAUGACUCUUUUGCCGCCGUCGCUUUGUUUGACAGCGAGGAGAUUGGCCUGGGCACACGCACUGGUGUCCGUGGCCAGUUGCUAGAAGCCGUGGUGGCCCGUGUGGUGGCUUCGGAUUUGUAUGGUGGAGGAGCUGAACAGACUCGCCAGACUUGGGCCAACUCGGUGGUGUUGUCUGCAGACGUGAACCAUUUGGUCAACCCAAACUUUGCCGAAGUUUAUUUGGAAAAACACAAGCCUGUGCCCAACACUGGGUUAGCUCUCGCGCUCGAUCCAAACGGCCACAUGGCCACCGACUCCGUCGGUGUGGCGCUCAUGGAGGACUUGGCCCGCCAAAACGACGACAAGUUGCAGUAUUUCCAGAUCAGGAACGACUCUAGAUCUGGUGGAACCAUUGGUCCGUACUCGGCCACACAAACAGGCGCACGUACCAUUGACGUUGGUAUCCCACAAUUAUCAAUGCACUCGAUCCGUGCCACUUUGGGUGCCAAGGACAUUGGUUUGGGUACCAAGUUUUUCGCCGGCUUUUUCGCCAACUGGCGCAGUACCUACGACAAAUUUACUGAGUUAUAA